Molecule: messenger RNA, 5747 nt
Organism: Phragmites australis (common reed)
Lineage: Eukaryota; Viridiplantae; Streptophyta; Magnoliopsida; Poales; Poaceae
Product: clathrin heavy chain 1-like
Exons: 28
Coding region: 144-5369 (1741 amino acids)
Biological process (GO): intracellular protein transport; receptor-mediated endocytosis
Cellular component (GO): clathrin complex; clathrin coat of coated pit; plasma membrane
Molecular function (GO): structural molecule activity; clathrin light chain binding
Source: RefSeq, a predicted model, not a curated record
UGCCUUCCUUCGUCCACAAGCAGAUCGGAUCUCUCUCCCCCCCUCCCACGGGACGACUGGAGUGGAGGAGGCACCACCCGCCGCCUCCGUCCCUCUCCACCACCCCAGGCUCGAGAGCGAUCUCCGCACCCCUGCCCGUCGCCAUGGCGGCGGCCAACGCCCCCAUCGCCAUGCGCGAGGCCCUCACGCUGACGAGCCUGGGCAUAGCGCCGCAGUUCGUCACCUUCACCCAUGUCACCAUGGAGUCGGAGAAGUACAUCUGCGUCCGCGAGACCUCCCCGCAGAACAGCGUCGUCAUCAUCGACAUGGCCAUGCCUAUGCAGCCGCUCCGACGACCCAUCACCGCCGACUCCGCGCUCAUGAACCCCAACAGCAGAAUCCUCGCACUCAAAGCCCAAAUACCUGGAACAACACAGGAUCACCUUCAAAUAUUUAAUAUUGAGGCUAAGACCAAAAUAAAGUCUCAUCAGAUGCCGGAGCAGGUUGUAUUUUGGAAAUGGAUCACUCCUAAGUUGUUGGGUUUAGUAACACAACAAUCAGUUUAUCACUGGUCAAUUGAAGGCGAUUCUGAGCCUGCCAAGAUGUUUGAUAGGACAGCUAAUUUGGCAAAUAAUCAGAUCAUCAAUUAUCGAUGUGACCCAGCGGAGAAGUGGCUUGUGCUUAUUGGAAUUGCACCUGGUGCUCCAGAGAGGCCACAACUGGUGAAGGGGAAUAUGCAACUUUUUUCUAUUGACCAGCAGCGUAGCCAGGCACUUGAAGCCCAUGCUGCAUCUUUUGCAACAUUUAAGGUUGUUGGUAAUGAGAACCCAUCAACCCUUAUUUGUUUUGCCUCAAAGUCAACUAAUGCUGGACAGAUUACUUCAAAGUUACAUGUUAUUGAACUGGGUGCCCAGCCAGGGAAACCUGGCUUUUCUAAGAAACAAGCCGACCUCUUCUUUCCACCAGAUUUCCAGGACGAUUUUCCUGUAGCUAUGCAGAUUUCACAUAAGUAUGGGCUUAUCUAUGUAAUUACAAAGCUUGGACUUUUGUUUGUAUAUGACUUGGAAACUGCCGCGGCAGUUUACAGAAAUAGAAUCAGUCCAGAUCCUAUAUUCUUGACAGCAGAAUCUGCCUCAACUGGUGGAUUUCAUGCCAUCAACAGAAGAGGGCAGGUUUUACACGCCACAGUUAAUGAUGCAACCGUUGUGCCUUUUGUCAGUGGUCAAUUAAACAACCUUGAGCUAGCUGUGAAUCUUGCCAAGAGAGCUAAUCUUCCUGGUGCAGAAAAUUUGGUUGUUCAAAGAUUCCAGGAACUGUUUGCACAAACAAAAUACAAGGAAGCAGCUGAGCUGGCUGCAGAAUCUCCCCAGGGCCUCCUGAGGACACCUGAGACUGUAGCAAAAUUUCAGAGUGUUCCUGUUCAAGCUGGACAAACACCCCCACUCUUGCAGUACUUCGGCACAUUGCUUACUCGAGGGAAGCUCAAUGCUUUCGAGUCUCUUGAGCUAUCUCGACUUGUUGUCAAUCAGAACAAAAAGAAUCUUCUGGAAAAUUGGUUGGCGGAAGACAAGCUGGAGUGCAGUGAAGAACUUGGAGAUCUUGUUAAGACUGUGGACAAUGAUCUUGCACUGAAAAUAUACAUAAAGGCUAGGGCAACCCCUAAAGUUGUGGCUGCUUUUGCUGAAAGGAGGGAGUUUGACAAGAUACUUAUAUAUUCAAAGCAGGUUUGUUGUUUUGGUUUUGUUGACGUCUUGUUUUCAGUCGUUAGACCUGAGUUGAGAUUUGAAAUGUCCUAUGACCUAAAACUUCCGGUUUUCCAGGUUGGAUACACUCCAGAUUAUCUCUUCCUCCUCCAGACCAUCUUACGUACAGAUCCACAGGGAGCUGUGAACUUUGCUCUCAUGAUGUCACAAAUGGAGGGAGGUUGUCCAGUAGAUUAUAAUACUAUAACUGAUCUCUUCCUUCAGAGAAACAUGAUACGAGAGGCAACAGCUUUUCUGUUGGAUGUUCUGAAACCAAACUUGCCAGAGCAUGCUUUUCUUCAAACAAAGGUUUUGGAGAUCAACUUAGUGACUUACCCAAACGUUGCUGAUGCCAUUCUUGCUAAUGGUAUGUUCAGUCAUUACGACCGCCCUCGUAUUGCUCAGCUGUGUGAAAAGUCUGGCUUGUACUUGCGAGCCCUCCAGCAUUACUCAGAGUUACCUGAUAUCAAGCGUGUCAUUGUAAAUACCCAUGCCAUUGAGCCACAGGCACUUGUUGAGUUCUUUGGCACCCUUUCAAGAGAGUGGGCAUUAGAGUGCAUGAAGGACCUUCUCCUGGUCAAUCUAAGGGGAAAUCUUCAAAUUGUUGUGCAGGCUGCGAAAGAAUACUCUGAGCAGCUUGGAGUUGAUGCUUGCAUAAAACUAUUUGAGCAAUUCAAAUCUUACGAGGGCCUCUACUUUUUCUUGGGAUCAUAUUUGAGCUCCAGCGAGGAUCCAGAUAUCCAUUUCAAAUACAUAGAAGCAGCUGCGAGGACUGGACAGAUCAAAGAAGUUGAACGUGUAACCAGAGAGUCUAACUUCUAUGAUGCUGAGAAGACAAAGAACUUUUUGAUGGAAGCAAAACUACCUGAUGCCCGCCCACUGAUUAAUGUUUGUGACCGCUUUGGUUUUGUUCCAGAUCUAACUCACUAUCUAUACACAAACAAUAUGCUUCGGUAUAUUGAAGGCUAUGUACAGAAAGUGAAUCCUGGAAAUGCUCCCUUGGUAGUGGGGCAACUACUUGAUGACGAAUGCCCUGAAGAUUUCAUCAAGGGUUUGAUUCUCUCUGUUCGUUCUCUCCUUCCUGUUGAGCCACUUGUUGAUGAAUGCGAGAAGAGGAACCGCCUACGGUUGCUCACACAGUUCUUGGAACACUUAGUGAGUGAGGGCAGCCAAGAUGUGCAUGUCCACAAUGCUCUUGGGAAAAUAAUCAUCGACAGCAACAAUAAUCCAGAGCAUUUCCUUACCACCAACCCAUUUUAUGACUCUCGUGUAGUCGGUAAAUACUGUGAAAAGCGGGAUCCUACACUUGCUGUUGUUGCUUACAGACGUGGGCAGUGUGAUGAUGAACUUAUUAAUGUCACUAACAAAAACUCACUUUUCAAGCUGCAAGCUAGAUAUGUGGUUGAAAGAAUGGAUGGUGAUCUGUGGGAUAAAGUUCUUCAGCCUGACAAUGAAUAUAGAAGGCAACUCAUUGACCAAGUGGUUUCUACUGCAUUGCCUGAGAGCAAGAGCCCUGAGCAAGUGUCUGCUGCUGUUAAGGCUUUCAUGACAGCUGACCUUCCUCAUGAACUGAUCGAGCUUCUCGAAAAGAUUGUCCUUCAAAAUUCUGCGUUCAGUGGAAACUUCAAUCUGCAGAACCUGCUCAUCUUGACUGCCAUCAAGGCAGACCCAUCCAGAGUCAUGGACUAUGUUAACAGAUUGGACAAUUUUGAUGGGCCUGCUGUUGGAGAAGUCGCUGUUGAGGCUCAACUGUAUGAGGAGGCUUUUGCUAUAUUCAAGAAGUUCAACUUAAAUGUGCAGGCUGUCAAUGUUCUCUUGGAUAACAUCCGAAGCAUAGAAAGAGCUGAAGAGUUUGCAUUCCGUGUUGAAGAAGAUGCUGUUUGGAGCCAGGUUGCUAAGGCCCAGUUACGUGAAGGUUUGGUCAGUGAAGCAAUUGAGUCCUUCAUUCGUGCAGAUGAUGCAGCACAUUUCCUUGAUGUCAUUCGUGCUGCUGAGGAAGCAAAUGCGUACAAUGAUUUAGUUAGGUACCUUUUGAUGGUAAGGCAAAAGGCAAGAGAGCCCAAAGUCGAUGGAGAACUCAUCUUUGCAUAUGCUAAGAUCGAUAGACUCAGUGACAUUGAAGAGUUCAUUCUUAUGCCAAAUGUUGCCAGCCUCCAAAAUGUCGGUGACCGUCUGUAUGAUGAAGAACUGUAUGAAGCUGCAAAGAUCAUCUAUGCCUUCAUCUCAAACUGGGCUAAGCUGGCUGUUACCCUUGUUAAGCUGAAGCAGUUCCAAGGUGCUGUGGAUGCUGCUCGCAAGGCUAACAGCGCUAAGACAUGGAAGGAGGUCUGCUUUGCUUGUGUUGAUGCUGAGGAGUUCCGUCUGGCACAGAUAUGUGGUCUCAAUAUUAUUGUCCAGGUUGAUGACCUGGAAGAAGUGAGUGAAUACUACCAAAAUAGAGGAUGCUUCAGUGAACUUAUAUCUCUCAUGGAGAGUGGUCUUGGACUUGAACGUGCACACAUGGGCAUCUUUACAGAAUUGGGAGUACUGUAUGCUAGAUACCGCCCUGAGAAGCUAAUGGAGCACAUAAAUCUGUUCUCUACCCGUCUCAAUAUUCCUAAGCUUAUCCGGGCUUGUGAUGAGCAACAACACUGGAAAGAACUUACCUACCUGUACAUACAGUACAAUGAAUUUGACAAUGCUGCCACCACUAUUAUGAACCAUUCUCCAGAUGCAUGGGAUCAUAUGCAGUUCAAGGAUGUUUGUGUUAAAGUUGCAAAUGUUGAGCUAUAUUACAAGGCAGUGCACUUCUAUUUUCAAGAGCACCCUGAUCUCAUCAAUGAUAUGCUAAAUGUGCUCGCACUUCGUUUAGAUCAUACCAGAGUUGUAGACAUAAUGCGCAAGGCUGGCCAGUUGCAUCUUGUGAAGCCGUAUAUGGUUGCAGUUCAGAGUAACAAUGUCUCUGCUGUGAAUGAAGCAUUGAAUGAACUUUAUGUUGAAGAGGAAGACUAUGAGAGGCUCCGUGAAUCAGUUGAUAUGCACGAUAACUUUGAUCAGAUAGGUCUUGCCCAGAAGCUUGAGAAGCAUGAAUUGCUUGAGAUGAGGAGGAUUGCUGCUUACAUUUACAAGAAGGCUGGCAGAUGGAAGCAAUCCAUUGCUCUAUCGAAGAAAGACAACAUGUACAAGGAUUGCAUGGAGACAUGCUCACAGUCUGGUGACCGUGAGCUGUCGGAGGACUUGCUUGUCUAUUUUAUCGGGCAGGGGAAGAAAGAAUGCUUUGCUUCUUGCCUCUUCAUUUGUUAUGACUUGAUUCGGCCAGAUGUUGCUCUUGAGCUUGCAUGGAUGAACAACAUGGUGGACUUUGCUUUCCCAUAUCUGUUGCAGUUCAUUCGUGAAUACACCAGCAAGGUCGAUGAUUUAGUGAAGGACAAAAUUGAGUCACAAAAAGAAGAAAAAGCCAAAGAGAAGGAAGAAAAGGAUCUUGUUGCUCAGCAGAACAUGUAUGCUCAAUUGCUUCCCCUUGCCUUGCCCGCUCCACCGAUGCCUGGUAUGGGCGGUCCUCCUCCCAUGGGUGGAAUGGGCAUGCCUCCAAUGGGUGGAAUGGGUAUGCCUCCGAUGGGUCCUGGUCCAAUGCCAGCAUUUGGGAUGCCGCCAAUGGGGAGCUACUAAGUUGGCUUUCGGAUAUGUCAGAUGAUUGGAAAUUCAGUUCAAGCGGAAGUAAAACUUGAGGUUCCAGAGGCAUCUUUGGAGUUGUAGAUGAUUUGUUGUUUCAAUUAAUAUUCUUUUUGGUACCAGGACAAUUUUGGCGAGUAAAUCUCAAGCCGUGUUUGAGAUUGUUACUGGUUGAUAUAUAUUAAGAUCGGCUAGGAUCAGGAUGAUUAGGCUCAGCGUGAGCUGUGCAAAGCUGGUACCAUUUGUAUAGCUUGUGAUAAUAUAUCCAGACAUUUUUCUUGUACACUCGAUCACCACAGCAUCGGUGUUAGACAUAAAACAAUGUAUGCUAUUUACCUCUUUACCCUCUAAUUUUUAGUGGUUUGCUUACGUUUA